Messenger RNA from Cryptomeria japonica (Japanese cedar), 904 nucleotides. Its product is annotated as cyclin-U2-1-like. Lineage: Eukaryota; Viridiplantae; Streptophyta; Pinopsida; Cupressales; Cupressaceae. Gene Ontology annotation, molecular function: protein kinase binding. Bases 66 to 797 code for a protein of 243 amino acids. Gene Ontology annotation, biological process: regulation of cyclin-dependent protein serine/threonine kinase activity. The transcript has 2 exons. The record is from RefSeq and is a predicted model, not a curated record.
CAAAGCAACAAACCCAAACCACUGGGCAUUGAAUUUUUGAGAUUAUAUCAGGCCUCUCUCUGACAAUGAAUUGUAUUAGAAGGCAGCCCAUCUUUCCAAGAAGAAUUCGGUCCGAUCUCUAUUCCUUUGACAGUGCAGAACAAUCAUGGCCGCCCUCAACUCCCUGCGUUCUCUCAGUUUUAUCAUCGCUUGUGGAGAGAGUUGUGAGGAGGAAUGAUAGAUUGUCUCUGUCAAACAGCCUCACUUUCAGCCCACCUAAGUACGAAGUCUUCAAUGGUGUGGAGGUGCCAGAUAUGAGCAUACAACAUUAUUUGGAGAGGAUUUUCAGAUACAUUCACUGCAGUCCUUCGGUAUUUGUGGUGGCAUAUGCUUACAUCGACCGUCUUAUUCAACUCCAUCCACAAUUCAAGAUUACCUCUCACAAUGUCCAUAGACUUCUCAUCGUCACUCUAAUGGUCGCCUCCAAGUUCAUUGAAGAUAUUAACUACAAGAACUCGUACUAUGCCAGAGUUGGAGGGUUCAGCACAGAUGAACUGAAUAGAUUGGAGAUGGAGCUUCUUUUUCUUCUUGGCUUCAAAUUGCAGGUGACAGUAAAUGUUUUUGAGAGGUAUUGCUGUCAGCUGGAGAGGGAGAUGGCAAUGGGUGGAGGAUUCCAAAUAGAGAGAAGCCUUCGCUUAUCUUAUGCAAAGGAUGAAAGUUCCAGGCCGAACCCUAAAUCCCAAAUGGGUGUCUAUUGCUUAUCGUCCUAUAAUCAUAAAAGAAACAGAUCGAAGAGUUUAAUUGUCGAUGGAAUGUAAUUUAGGUUUUACUUAAAAAAACUGAUCGAAUUGAUUAGAAGAGACAGGUCCAAGCGAUUGUAGAACUUGUGAAUAUGUAAAUACUAAUGAAAAGAAGUCACAUUUCU